Messenger RNA from Podarcis lilfordi (Lilford's wall lizard), 17539 nucleotides. Lineage: Eukaryota; Metazoa; Chordata; Lepidosauria; Squamata; Lacertidae. The record is from the annotation of a GenBank genome assembly.
GCCGCGCAGCCUGCAUUCGCUCCGUAAGACGCACACACAUUUCCCCUUACUUUUUAGGAGGGGGAAAGUGAGUCUUACAGAGCAAAAAAUACGGUACUUGUAUCUCGCAUAACUCCAAAUGCUGGGGUGAAAACUGGUGGAGAUUCUAUAUCUUUCACACAGUACAACCCCCCCCCAAACAUGUUUAAAUCAUGUAUGGCCAUGAACACACAUGCAGGGACGAGAGGGGGCGGAACGCAAUGUUAAAUCAGACGGGAUGAGAACUUCGGCCAUUGUCUAAUUCUACCCCAGCUCCUCAAGCCUUUCGAUCUGCACCCUUAUCUGCCCCCUGCCUUUUUAAAAAAAUAAUAUUUCUGGUUUCUAUUCCUUAUUUAACUGCUGGAGAAAAGCUGCCUCUGCCUUUGCUCCUUCCGAGAGCUCCAGGGAGGCCUUGGCUGUCUCUGAGGGGAAGAGAGAAGCAGAGGAGUCUGGCCUUCGUACCACAUUCACUCCUGGGGGGCUCAUUGCAAGAGCCAGUUGCCUUCCUGCAAGGCCUACCUAGAAGGGUGGUUUUUUAAAUAUAUAAAAUAAAUAAAUCAUCCGUAGGCCGCUCUGUUUUCUUGGGAGAGAAAAUGAACUGGGUUGGUGGCUCUCGGUGAGUGCAGCCAAAAGGGCCUCAUAACUGCUUGCAGCAGAAAGGAAGGCCUCUGACCUCAGGCAAAGGUUUUGUGACAAGAAUUGCUGAGAGACAGCUGGGAGCAUAUGAAGUUCCUCAAAUGCAGAUUUGCAAAUGUCGAUUUCCUUAAAUCAUUAUGUUACGCUUCCUCAAAUGUAGGUUUAGGUUUCUUUCAGGCGUUACAUUACACUUACUGUGGUUCUGAGGGCUAUAGGGCCACCAAAGCAGUACCACAAUAGAUAAACAAUGAAGCUUUUAUUUUUAUGAAGCUUUUAUUUUUAUUUUUGCAAGGGGAGGGCUUUGAAUUUUUGCCUGCUGUUGGGGGAGAAGAUGGCAGCCAUGUUGGAACUGAUCUGUGCAGCUCAGGUGCAAAAGGACAGCAUCGCUCCCUAUUCAUUAGAACACUUGAUUUUUAAAAGUGCUUUCCAAUGAGCGUUGCGUUUGCCAGUUCAAAAAGUUGUACUGUUUAGAAUUCACAAUCGGGCAUUUGAGGAUGACAGAAGCGGAUGUGCCGAAGAUGGCAAAUUAAUUCCAUGACCCAAUUUUCCCAGAACCUCCAUGUUUGUGGUCCUAGAACCACACAGGCCUUGACUAAGGCCUAGUUUUCAUUCAGGUGAUAAAAGCUGCCUCAGGGCUUCACCGCUUCAGGUCAAGGCUCACAUGACUGAGGGUCAAGAGAGAGAGAGAUAAAGAGUAAUAUUAUAAUUGUGGUAGAAGUUUUUGCUACAAACAUAUUCCUGCAAUGUCGGGGGUUGGGCUAGAUGACCCGCAGGGUCCCUUCCAAUUCUUCUGUGAUUCUAUGUAGAGGCAUCUGUAUUCUGGGAAUAGGUAAUAAUUACUAUUUUCACCACACUUCAACCAUGCGGUAGGCUGCCCUCCACAUAUAACUUCACACACCAAUGCACUUUUUUGUUGUAAGAAGACCCCACGCUUCUUUAUACGUGCACUGGAAAGACUCAAAGUAUAAACAUGUUUGACUUUCUUAUGUUUGGAAUGUUUCUCCAAAUAUACAUUCCUUCCACAUCCAAGACUGGAUAUUGGGAAGAAGACCCUUGUCACGUUGAUUUUUCAUGUCAGGGAUUAAAAAAAAAAAUUAAGGAGAAUUAUUGACUCAGAUGAGGCCCUAGGAUUAGACAAAUCCACAGAGGAUAAGCAAUGGCUAUGUUCUGCCUCCACUGUUGGAAUGUCAAGUUGCUGGGAAUCACAAGUAGGCAGAGCACUGUUGUGCUCAAGUCCUUUGAUCAAAAUGUAGAAUUUAAGGAUUUAUCUUUAUUUUAUUUGUAUUCCCUCCAGUGGAGAGAAGUCUAUUACUGGCUAGUUGGCUUUAAAACUUUGAAUUAACAGGCAUUUAAGAACUGAAGCAUUCCAUUGAUUAGUGCAGAUUAGCUUUAGCUGAUGACCUGGUAAAUAGAAGAGUAUUAAACAUGCAGUAUGUAAAUGUCUCCUAAAUGUCUGCAAUUGUUUAUUAUUUCUGUAUAUUACUAAUGUCAUUACAAAUUCAUGUUUCUUUUAAAUCUUUCAAGUAAAAGAAUCAUGCUCACCAAGGAGAAAAGAAAGCAGAAGGUAAGGAGGAAUUACACUGAAUUAAGAGCAAAUGUGAUUUCUGCUUGCCAGAAAUCAACAGCAGAGAAGAGAGUAUUUGCAUCAUUGAAGUCUGGAAACAGAUUAAUUUUUCCAGAGAGGUAGAUGUGAUAUUAUGAAGCCAUUCACGGGGUUCAAACACUCCAAUUUUUCUGCUUGUAGACAGAAAUGUCCCGUGAUUGGAAAUGAGGAAUUAAAAACCCAUGCAAGUCAGCCAUUCCCAAAUCACGUUUUUUCAGUUCAUAUUGUCAGUGUCCUUUUCAAGGUUCUACUUUCAGGCUGAAUUCUUUCACAACUGCUAACUCUUCUCUUUUGCUGCCAAUGGCACUAGCUGUUUUGAGGAUCUUGAUGGAAUGAUCGAGGGAAAGUUCCUUUUUUUUAAAGGCAGUUUGUAAUUGUUUGCCACCUUGAGCCUCGAGGUGGGAUAUAUGUAUGACUAAGGGCCUGUUUCUUUAGCAAGGAAGUGUACAUUGUUAUGACAUUUUUUCUGUCAUUCUUAAUUUAAUAGGACUUUUUCGAAAAAGAAAAGCUUAAAUCAAAGAUGAAGCUGUUGGGAAUUUCUCCCCUUAAAAGCUCAGCUGUCAGCUUAGAUCUCCUCAAUCUGUGUGUUGUUAAUCAGAUAUCUACCAAGAAAGAUUGUUCUGGUGAGUUUAACUGCAAAUUUAUUUGUCAAAGUUUUACCAUUAAAAGCAUGACCACAGGAAAAAUGUGGCAAAGUUCUCCAACAUUCACUCCAUCAAAUUUACUCCUACUUCAUCAAAUCUGAACCACAACCUUUUUGUGUUCAUUGAAUGUCUUGCUAACUAAAAAUGAAAACAUAAUGCUGAAAAAGUUGUAACCUACAAUGAACAUAUCAACAAUAAUGAAUACUGUAUAGCACUGUUUAAAAAGUGUUUUGGUCCUGCACUCUUACCAAAACAUUGGAUGUCCCUCUUUAAUUCACUCAAAGGACUGUUAAUCUUUUGAGUACUUUCAUUACAGAAAAUGUUCGAAAAGCAGUUCAUGUGGAUAUUAACAGAGGAGUAAAAUUCCCGCUGAGAAGGCACAAUGUAGAAUUUCCCGAGUCACCACAACGUAGACAGUCCAAACCAUACCAAGAUGACACUGAGCACAGGUACAUCCCAAUAUAAUUUUCUGAAUUGUAAUAUUUUGAUUCAUUAUAUCUGUCUACCUACCGACGUACCUACCUACCUAUCAUAGACUACAUUGGCAAGCAGGUGCAGCUAUGUGAAGAGUUAUAGGUUCUAGCUGAAAUGAAGACAUCCCAGGCAAAUGUUUUAAUAAUCACUGCACAUCACAGAUUCCUAGCUCUUUUUCUUAUAUAUGCCACAACCUCUCUCACAUUAAAGUGAAAAUGUAAGUAGCCUGUAAGAAUGCUAUGGAAUUUUCUGAUCCCUUAUGAAAAUCAGUAGCCAUGAGAUGCUACCGUUUCUUUCUGAAGUCAGAGGAUCCCAACAAGACAAGCUGAGAAAAGUUUUAACAUUAUGAAAGAAUGGUGACGUUGACAGUGGUUGCAUACAGCUUGAGUUCCUGCUUUAAACUGAUUAAUAGAUCUUCCUGUUGGUAUAAAACUGUGUGAAUUUUUUUACAUUUAAAAGAGGUGUUCCAUGUAGAGAGGUGUUUGGGAGCCCUCUUUAGUGCCACUAGUAAAGCUAUUAGGCUCAGAAUCAACAUUAUUUAUUCAAAUAAUAAAACAUGACUUAUUUAUUUGGGCUCUGCAUAAUAAAGUGACACACCUCAUUAUCUUUUGCUUGGCUUGGCCUUUUGGUGUUAUAAUUACUUUCCUUUGUUCUCCAUUUGACAAAGUGGGACAUGAAAGUUUAUGCCACAAUAUACAAGUUAGCUUUGACUCAAGGUCCUUGAGGAGACCACAGCCUCCUUUCGCUGCUAUACACCUGAAGUUUGUCUCUAAGGCAAUGAGUAGACAGGCAUAGGUUUACAUUGUAAGAGUUUUAAUUUUGCCCGAGUCAGCGUCAAGAAAACCUAAGAAUACCAAAUGCCCUCUACUUAGUCUGAUAAAGAUGCAAAUCUCAGUACCUCUGAAAAUAUGCAAAAUUUUCCAUAAACAAUAACACCUUGGAGGUCCCAGGCCUCAAGGAGGUUAGACUGGCCUCAACCAGAGCCAGGGCCUUUUCAGCUCUGGCCCCGGCCUGGUGGAACGCUCUGUCGCAAGAGACCAGGGCCCUGCAGGAUUUGACAUCUUUCCGCAGAGCCUGCAAGAUGGAGCUGAUCCACCAGGCCUUUGGCUGGGGUCCAGUCUGACUCCUCCUUCUUCUUUUUAUAAGACCCUGUAUGUAAGUGGCCUCCCUAGCCCUUUCCACUGGCUCAUAUAAGACGAGCACAAACAUUUGGGCCUAGUGAGCACACAAUACUCCCAACCCCUAUAGUUAUAAUCCGUGGGUUGACAUCUGAUUUUAUUCUGCUCCUUGAUUUUUAGCUGUAUUUUAAUCGAUUGUUUGAUUUAUGUUUUUAAUGUAUCAUAUACUGUAAUUUGAUGUUAGCUGCCCUGAGCCUGGUCCUGGCCAUGGAGGACAGGGUAUAAAUAAAUUAUUAUUAUUAUUAUUAUUAUUAUUAUUAUUAAAUUUCCUUGUCAUAAUAGGAUACAACAGGAGGUAUUAGAAAACAGAAGAAAAUAUCUAUCUGAAAAGCAGAACAUUCAGUCCCAAGUAAGCUAUGCUUAUACCAUGCCUACCAAGCUUUUUCUGUUACACUCAGUUGUGUCACUGUUGGCUCAAUGUUAGUUGCAGCAUAAUAUUUUGCAUCCCCCAAAUGGCUCUUGCUACAAUUCCUGUGAGAUCUUGUACAAUAAAAGUUUGUGCCCUAGUGAUUUACAUUUAUUGCAUAGUUUUGGUUAAUAGUUGCCUUUCCCAAUAUAGUGUUAGUGGUGGCAUAUAAACCCAUAAUCCUCAAAAUACUAUUUUAAAAUAAGAUUCAUAAGCAUAAGUAAAUCAGUGUACGCUAGUAGAAAGUCUCAAGGUUCAUUUGAUUGUCUAUCAGGGGGGAAAAAAACAGAUUUCCCAGGGUUUUAGAAGUUAAGCAAGUGUCCAAGGACAUACUGCAUCUGCUACAAAGUGUUCUUAUAAUCUGUUGACAGUGCCUACAGUCUUCUCAGCCAGCAAAUACUAUGUGUGAAGAACCUUGGUUUUCAAAGGCUGCCUGCAGGCAAAGGAAUUUCAGUAACCCAGAUGUAGACACAGCUUCUGGUCUAUAUUUCCAGCAGUUGAAUAGGUAGGGACAGGCUUUAUAUUGCAAAUAAAAUAUAAUGCAGAGUGGAUUUUUAUCCACUUAAAAAUAUAAUGGCUUCUGAAGUGCAUAAUUAUAUUACUUUUUGUGUUUUCUGCAUCUUGAAGAUAAAACUUGUGCUAAGAUAUUACUGUACUGGACUUCCCGUGCUUUUUGUUUUUCAUAUACAGAGAAUUCAGUUCUUUGUUGUUUUGAGAAUUCAGAUUCUAGAGUUGUUUUCACAACAUAUAUUGUGGUAUUGCUGGAGCUUUGUGCAGACAUUGGAGACUAGGCAUGGUGAGCAUAUCAGAAUCACGUUUCCCCUCGCACACAACUCCAGUCCUAGCAUCACAUGAUGGAUUGUCAUAUUUACAGAGGGGCCUACGCUCAUAGAGCCCAUUGCCUGGAGGGUGCAGCUGCCCAAUCUAUACAUUCUAAUUUUGUCAUGUACAGAUUGCAUGGCUGAAGCCUUGACAUUUCUGACUACAAACUUAGGCCCAUAUGCAAAAGGAUGAUCCAAUAUAAGAUCAUUACAACGUGGUGUUACAACAUCAGAUAAGCAACCAAACAUCACAAUUGUGAUCCCUGCACCAUGCAUAUCAAACAUCUACAUGACACUUCGGUUUAAUGUAAAUAGUCUUCUUCUGCCAGUUCUUGCAUUAAUCACUGUGCUUAAUUUAUGAAUUAGCUUAUGACGAAAGAGGAUCAGAACGCUCUCAUAAAUUACAUAAACAGAACAGGGAACAAAGCCAAAUGGACUAUUGAAAUGACACAGCAUGACAAUUAUUAGCUUCUUUUGUCUCAUUAAACCACACUUGCACAAAUAGGAUCGUAGACAACUGUGGCUCUCAGCAAACACACUGCCUAUUUUUAACAAUACAUUUAAAAUGUAUUGUUAAGUAUGGCAUGAUAGUAUUCUGAGAGCCAUUAUGGAUCUGAACAUGCUUUCAGAAUUCUAUCACAGUAUACAUGAUAGCCCAUUAGGUGUUGCAUAUUGCUAACAUCUUUCCCUGUGCUUUUCAUGCAAAAGUGCUUUAUGCCUCUCCUCCUGCUACUGACAAGUUUACUGCAGUGGAGCUGCAGUGACAUACAGUGGUUGAACUAGUUAGUCACAACUGCUUAAAAUAAGAUGUUUCAUACGAUUCUGAAAAAGACUAAAACAAGGUCCCAGUUUCUCUUCAUAAUUGAGAUGUAACAUGCUUAAAGUAUUCGGAAUUCUAAAAAAAUUGGGUAAUUUCAGAGAGAGAGAGAGAGAGAGAGAUUGAGAUCAUAUCGAAGAGAAGAACAUGCAUGUUUAUACUAGUAAUAUGAUAUGCAGAUUAUAUGUUGCUUAGCUGUUUAAAUGCUCACCUUUUCAUUUCCCCCACCCCAUCCCCACAAAGUCCAGACUAUAGUAACCCACUUGGCAAGUCUCCCAAGGUCAGUGAUGACACAAAUUUCAGAAGCCAUCGCAAUGAAGAGCCAUUCUUUGGGUUUGUGAAUAACAUAUUAGAGGCUACCCCUGGUGAAAGCUCUGGACCCAUUGCAGCUUUCUUUGAAGAGGAGAAACAGCAGUUUCCAACUGCUCCUUCUUCCGAUUCCAGCCAUUCUUUUGGUAACAAAAGCAUCAUCGACCAGCUGUUUACUGAUUCAGCUAAUGCAAAUGAAAUAUCCAGAAUGCCUAGUCCUUACGAUAUGGAAGAAAUGCACCAGAUGUCAAGUGGUGCUCACAGGUGCCCUGCUGAAAGAGACCUCAGAGGCAUUUUCACAGCUCCAGAGCAGAUUUUCUUCCCAAACAGCCAGAACUUAAAUGCAAGUACCCAGGAGUCCAUUAAUCAGCCAAGAGAUUACAGUAUUCAAGAACGAAAGCCUGUAAUGUUUUCUGAACAGCAAGAGAAUGCUAAAAACUUUGGAAAUACGGGUAAAUGUCUGUGAUGGAAGAAGUGGGUAAAGACAGUGUAGAGGCCUUCUCAUAUUUAAGGAGCCCAAUAAUACAAUUAGCAAAAUGUCCUUUUGUUAAUAUAAGUGCUUCAUAUGAGGGUCUAUAUAUCAAAGGGACCUCUUGAGGUCCUAUAUAUUGAAGGGGAUACACACAGAUGCACUGCACUCACCGUAGGGUGCUAUUGGUAUAGACAAUAUCUCUUACACACUGCUUUCUUUUUCUGCAUGUAAGGGAAUGGCAGCCAUUCACUUGUCUGGGAGAAAUUAGAGGGAAGGGUUGGGUGCUGAAGUUGCAUCUUACUAGGUCCAGAAUCCCAACUGAGAAACAAUAUUUGCUUUCUCUCUAAUGUAUUUGCAUUGCAUCCCACUUAACUUUAUCCCAUAUUACUGCAUGGAUUCCAUCAAGAAAGAGGACAGAGCCAACCUCUAUGCAAAGUCCCACUUGUUCACUUGCACUUCCUUGUACAGAAUACUUCUUGGCUUUUAAGCUUAUUACCAAUACCCUUGUCUUUUAAAAUAAGUUACCAAUAUCAUCAUUAUAUGUGCAGUGCAUUGGCUUCCUGCCAAAUUUGGAAGUGGAUUAACAGCAUACAUAACUGUUUUUGUCAUGGAGCUAUGGGGAGAUGCAGCAACAAUGAUCACUGCUGGUUAUCUGGUUGCAUUUAGAAUUAGAUUACAAAGAGACAUAUUGAUCCAGAAUUCUAUGUGUGUAUAUGAAGCUUCUAUACAAGUGGCAUUCCCGUUCAUUUCCAUGGAGGAAGUCAGUGAGCGAAUGGAUUCCCAUUAAAAUUAAUGGAGAAAUUGUUGCAGGGAAAGUGUUCAUUAAGAUUCUCCACACCUAAAACACAUCACAUCACAUAUGUGGGGUACAUACUUGGUUGUUGCUUUUUUUGUUUUGUUUUUUAAAUAGCUUUAAUAAAUGGUUAUUAAGUAAGCCCCACGGAGAGCCUCAAGGUCCAUAAAUAGCAACACCCUAGUGGUCCCGGGCCCCAAGGAAGUUAGAUUAGCUUCAACCAGAGCCAGGGCCUUUUCAACUCUGGCUCCGGCCUGGUGGAACGCUCUGCCUCAUGAGACCAGGGCCCUGCAGGAUCUGAUUUCUUUCCGCAGGGCCUGUAAAACAGAGUUGUUCCGCCUGGCCUUCGGCUUGGAGCCAAUUUGAUUCCCUCCCUCUCUUUCUUUUUUCUUUUCCUUCUCCUCCUGCAAUGAGGCUACCUUUUAAUAUUUUAAUAUUUUAAUGUUUCAAUAUUUUAAUGUUGUAUUUUAAUUUUGUUUUUAAGUUGUAAUCAUUCAAUUUGUUUUUAUUAUUGCUUGUAAGCCACUCUGAGCCUGGCCUUGGCUGGGGAGGGCAGGGUAUAAAUAAAAAUUAUUAUUAUUAUUAUUAUGGACGUAUCUGAAGUUAUAUUUUAUAACUUUUUUAUUUUCAGUGGGAUUUGAAAGCCAAAAGAGAAAUAUCAAGGUAGCAGACAGCAUGCAAAAUCGCUUAGAGAAAAGGUAAGUCUUUGAAGCUGUCAGGGAACUGCCAUUGGCUCAGGGGGGAGAGGGGAAAAGCCGGAUGGAUUACAGAGAGCCCCCAAAGAUCAUGGGGAGCAGCUCCUCCUCAGCGGAGGAGAGUAACCACGCCUCCAGUGGAGAGGAGCUUCAGGGCUCGGAGGAGGCGAGGCGGUGCCAGGACACCUUGCCUGGGCAAAGCAGGGAGGAGAGGGGUCCUCCGUUACCCACGCCCUCCUUGAGCAGUAAGCUUUCGCGCCGAGAGCGGAGGCGCAGACUGGGUGUCAAGAAACUACUUUGCUGGGGAAGGUUUAAGGACCGCCCACUCACGGAUUCUGCCAGUGAAUGAGCCAGCCACGGGAGAGUGGCGCUCUGGACGGAUAAAGUUUAUUUUGGCAUCAAAAGCAGGGCUUCACAGCCGAGCAGGGAGGCAUUUGCCUGCUUGCUCUCGAGCAACCCCUUGGAACCCUAACAGAAGCAUUUGUGCUUCAUUUAACCCAGCAUGGUUUACCUCGCCUGGGCCAGUUCACUCCCACGGAGAUUACUCUGUGGGCUGGAUUGAGUCUGUGCAGACACGAUUUCUGGCACCGCGGAACUGAGUCCCCGCUUUGUGCCGGUUUAGCGCAACGAGAGGGGAAUCACUGAGCGGGUGGCUCGGUUUGGGGGCGGUUCAUCGGCCAUUUAAAUGACCCCCGUGGGCCGCUUGUGGCCCAUGGGCUGCAGGUUGUCGACCCCUGAUUUAUUUUUAUUUAUUUUUAUUAAAAUAAUUUUUAUUAACCGACCAAUCACAUCAAAUCAAACCAAAUUACAUAAAUUCCAAAUUACAAAGCCGAAUUUUAAAUUUUUGUUGGGGGUACCCAUAUUUCAAGUUCCGAAGGGGAUCCAAUCAUCUUCUUGCUGCUGCUUUAAUGUCCACAAAUCUGUCCAUAUGAUGUUCACUAUACUGUCCAGUCCUUUCUUAUUGUUUUCCACAUCUCCUCUUGUUAUUCUCAUAUAUUUUUCCUUUCUCUUUGUGACCUCUGAUGCUCUCCAAAGUGGGUUAAAGCAAGUUGUAAUGCUGUGUGGAUAUUUUUAUUCAUCCAAGAAUCAUAUUCAGACGGCUUCCGUAUAUCAUCACUUCCAUAAAUAAAAACAGUCUUUACCGUCGUUAAUCUUCACAAGUCUGUCGCCUUUAUCCAACCUCUGAGGAGGUUCGCCAGGAAUGCAGUCCGAAAACAAAUCCAUUCCUCCUCCCGGUUGCAAAUCCUUCGACAAAGCCUGGCAAGAUGGCGACUGUUUUUAUUGCUGCGUCACUCCAAAAGCUCUUAUUCUUUACUCAAUCUCCAUAAAACAUACUUUUGGUUAAAGUUCAUUUCCACACAGUCCUUAAACAUCCUGCUUAGGUCAGUUAGCCUACGGAUCCAGUAUGAGGAGGGGUUCUUGGUUAAUCACAUAGAAGAAAAGAAAAAAAGUCCCCCCCCCAUCCACUCCCGCUACCGACAUACCCAGCCUUUAAUAUGUCUUCUCCAUGAAAUAUUCCUGUUGCUCCGACCCGUCGCUCUUCUUUCACAGAGGUCCCUUCAGUUAGUAGUCUUCACUCCCCUUCUUCACUUGAAAUAUGUGCAUUUGCUUCUUCCAAAUUAAUUAUUACAAAUUGCUGCAGCUAGUGGUGCGAUCAGGGACAGCGUCGAGGAGAGCCGGAGUCCACACAAGGGCAUUCUGCCUAGUGCCCUCACCCCCUUCUUUCGAAUCUGGGGAUGAUUUAUGGGCACAGCAGGCAAGGGCAGUGUUCCCCAUAUCCUUGGGGCAACAAGGGAGGCUGCAUACUCCCAUAACAGCCUCUUAAUUACCUCGUGUGGGCCAGAGAGAUGUUAUUGUCAGCCAUCUUCCAAUGCGCCCCUAGUGGCCUCCCGUCGACCCCUGAUUUAACCUUUAAAGUAGUGAUAUGGUGCCUAGUGCAUAUAUGCAAGUAUGUCUGUUGUGACAAUCUCUAUAGCAGUCUGACUCUCCAGUUUCAGUGUCCGAUUCAAUGUGUGCAUUUUUAAAAGCCAUUUGAUAAAGCCACCAUGGCCAGAAAAUAGUUUUAUGAUCCACAUCUGUCAGCUUGCACACCACAGGUUAGCGGUAACCAACACGGUCCCCUCCAUAUCUGGUGGACUACAAGCACCAUAAUCAUUGACUCUUGGCUAUGCUGCCUGGGACUGAUGGAAGCUGAAGUCAGACAAUGUCUGGAGGGCAACAUGUUGGUUACCCCUGCCAAAGUCUGAGGUAAAGGGUAUAAUCCAUGAUAGCAGUUAAUUAGUGAUAGCUGCUGUUCAGCAAAGUAUCAUAGAUGUUUACGUACUUACUGCAGUUUCUCAAAGUAAGUCACUGUGCAGUUGCCCUGAGGCCUAAGAGUUUUAAAUUAAUCUGAAUGACAAAAGGACAUACCAGCAUAUCACACCAAAGGUUAGGCUGGUGUUUGUGUUACAUCAGAUGAUCCCAUGCUAUCACUCCAUUUCAGGUUGCAAGAUACCUCACACUCCUUCCCCAACUUUGUUUCCUAACAAAAAUGGUUGUGUUGGGAAAUACAGCGAUACCUGUUGAAUGUUUAGCAGUUACUAUUGAGCAAGGAAACCUACUGCCUAUUGCAUGCAAUUAUUAUGGAACAAAGAUCAAGGCUGAGCAUAUGCCUUAUUUUAGAAUUACAGUCUUUGGCCCCAUUAGGCUAAUGUUUUAAAUUAUAAUGCAUCUUAUUCCUCUUCUACUGUUACAGUGUGGCAUAGAACAGGCGCUUUCAGAUCAGGAGCCCAGUGUUAGAUCUCCACUAUUCAAAAGGGUAUAAACUAUUCAGUUAACACUAUAGUUUAAUUAUAGCUACCAUAACAUACCAAAACACCACUAGCAAUGUUAGUUUUAGUUUGGUGAUCAGGGACUGAAACUGCGAUGGAAGUGACUCCCCUCUCCCGAUAUUUUGCAGCAGGAUGGCUGGAUGGGCAGAACAUAAUCUGAGUAACUUGCAGAUAUUUGGACUUGAACAGGUAAAAGCUCUGUAUGAUUUGCAUUGUGUAUAAAAGGAAGCAGCUCGAGUAGAAUAUGGCAUGUUUUCAGUGCUACUUAUGAUCUGAACAUAGAAUUAUUUUAUGCUGUGUGCCCUCUGGUGCUGAAACCUGGCAUCUUGAGCACUUUUCUCAUUAUAUGAGGAAAGGAAGUCUCUUCCAAUGAGCUUAGGUUGGGCUCUUGACUAUUCCUUAAUUGUCUGAAUAUUGGUUGGUGGGGUACACCAAAUUGCAAGCAAAAUUCUUUAGGGGUAUGUUUUGAAGAGUAAAUUUUCAAAAAUGCUCCAGGUUAGCAGUGCUACUUAGAGGAGCACGACUCACAUUUGUUUCAAACACUGCAUUUCAUGCCACUGUACUGAGAGUUUGUGCAAACAGACACAUCAUGAUGCGAACUAAACUGGGAAUCAGAAUUGAUUGUGGGUAGAGCUGAGGAGAAUGCAAUAAAGAAAGCAGGGACAAAGUGAUGGAAUAUUACAGCUGAGAAUGUAGAUAGCAAUAUAGGUAGCAGGCAAGCAGGUAAAUACUACGGAACUCCAGGACAGGAUAGCAUCAUGCAGGUUGUUUCCCCGCCCCCUAACCUGACAUCCACCAUACCUCUGUGGGCAUGGUGAAAUGAACACAGUGACUUGUGUUUUCUUAAUGACACAUGGACAGAGUAACUCGCUGUAGGGUUUCCAUUUUUGUUGGCCAACCCACAUUCGUUGUCACAUCUAGAUCAGCCUAUAGAAUCAGCCCUUAAGAAUUCGGUGGGAGCAAAAGGCUGAGGAGUGAAAAAGAGAGAUCAGUAUUUCCUAUGCUGGGAUAGCUCACUCAGUAGAGCAUGAGACUCUUAAUCUCACGGUCAUGGGUUUGGGCUCCACGUUGGGCAAAAUAUUCUUGCAUUGCAGGGGUUGGAUUUGAUGGCCCCAUGGGCACUUCCAACUAUAUGAUUCCAUGGCAGCUCUUUGCUCCUUCUUUUCUAGCUCUGCUAUAAUGUCAAAACAAUUAUUAAAGUUAGUAUAAUUUGAAAUUAGUAUGACAAAUGCCUUUAUUAUUAUGGGUAGCUUUUACUUGGGUUACCUUGGAGUGGAAUUUUGAUUUUCUUCAAGUAUAAAAUUGACAGCCCUUUCUAUAGAUUACCUGAUAUGGCAAGCAUCAAGACCUUGACAUUUUAGUUGUUUUCUCAAACUCAGUAUGACAAAAUGUUAGGUUCUGUAUAGAGAAUGGCAUUAGUAUGUUGGCAACUGACUUGUUUUUGAGAGUAUGAUUCAGCUGUUAAGGGGGAGUUAAUUAUGAAGUGGGAAACUAUUACUAACCCAAAGAGGACUGGCUAAUUGCCACUCAUCACUCCUGUGGAAAGUGGGCAAAUUCCCAAGGAUUUAUAUCAGAUAUGAAGGUUGUGAUGAGGAGAAACAGUAUUUGAUUUUCCUGAAGUGUUUUAUUAAUUAAUUUGUCUGUUUUAUUUAUUCAUUAAAUCUAUAUCCCAAAGGGGGUAUCCUCCCAAAGGGGCCCAUACUUUCUAGGUCAUCUUUCAGGGUUACCCCUUCUAAGGCAGCUUCCAACAUAUUGAAACAAAGCACAUUACAACAACAAAAGCAUAGCAUAAAACACCACACGGCUCAUCUCAAAUGUGUGUGACAAGAGAGAGCCUAUGUGCUGCACACGAUACACUCAAGUGUUACCCUUCCCUAUCAGUUCAGCGCUUAUUUCUCUUGUGUGUGUGUGAUAAGGGAAAAGCUGAAAUAUUAGAGACUGUUCUCAUUCUGCAGUGGACCCGUUGCCUGCCAUUCCCCCAAACUGUUCUCAAUAAAUCUGAGGGCCACACCCCUAGAGUACAUAUGGAGAAAAGAGCUAGAUCACUGUAGAAGCAGAACUUGGGAAGAUCAAAUCAACUUGGUUCAGGCAGUGGAGGUGCACAGAUGAAGGGCGAGAUGAUUCUCCUAAUCAUACUCUCCAUUUUUAAUAGCAUCAGAUGUUGAAUAAACUCAUUUGUCUCAUCUGGUGGUGAAAAGAUAACUUACCCGGUUCAGACCAGGACAGAGGAACGGCCUAGAAUGAUGGAGAUGCAGGAGAAAACUCACCAGACUUGCCAAUGGCAGCACUCAAUAGGAUGCGGGAACAAACUCCUGCAAAGAAGAGCCUCACUUUCCCCAUUUCAUUUCAGCAAGCUGUGUUUGUGCAUGAACGAGAAGCUACAGUGCUUUUGUCUCAGGGUGCAAUCUGGGGGAUGCCUAUAGUCCAGCCCUCUACAAACAGUAGUUGUAGCAAUAACAAUGAAGCACAAGACUCCCCAUCUGCAGCUUCAGGUGAGGGAAGGUCCUUAGGUCAACUUGGCUUGACAGGUGUCGCCUUUAACUCUUCCUUCCCACCAGACUUAGCAAUAGCAGAAAUUGUGAAGCCUAUGAAGAAAGUGUAGGAGGCCUGGUUGCUUAUACUGAAUGACCUCUUCUAUGUAGAGUCAGUGUUGUGCAGCAGUCUCAUGAGUGAAUAUCUACACCUUGUCAAGUCAUUUAGCAAAGGUCCAGUGGUCUAGUUGCUAUGAAGACAGAUAAUGACCUAGUAAUCUUUCUUUAUGUAAAAGGCAAGUUAUGUCCAUUUUCCUGGGUUAACUUCGAAGCUCAUGGUUUGAGUUCAUGGUAGAAAUAGGAGAAUGUGAGCUGCUUAGUGCAAUAUUAUUGGAAUGACUGGUCCACAAUUUGUGGGAUUUGCCUUAAAUAGAAUUGAGGAACUCAAAGUAAAAUGUACAGUAAAUGAAGUUAGUCUAACAUCUUUAUUUUUUAAAAAAAAACCAACAACAACAACAACCCGAGAAAGGAAGCCUGCAAUUACUAUGAUCAGCACUCAAAGCAUGGAAAACAAAAAGGUUAGUACUAAUUUCAGAUUCCUUAGUUUUCUUAAUGGUCAAGAAGAACAGAACACAUGUUCAAGUCUGAGUAUCUCACCUAAUGAGUUCUUAUGUAGCUUUAACUCUUCUUAAAUAGGUAAACCACUGUUGAUGGACCUGUUGAUGGCAUUUUACCAUUGUAAUGUGGAGAGUGUAUUAACUUAUGGUCUGUGUGUGUGGUUUGGGAGCUGCAUGGCCAGGGAAAAAACAAUGCUAUCCAGGGUUGUAAAGACUGCAGAGAGAAUAAUUGGGUGCACUCUUCCCACCUUAGAUCAAAUCUAUGCUGUCAGGUGCCAUAAGAAAGCUGCAGAGAUAGUGCAGGAUAGUGCACACCCCGGAAAUGAUCUCUUUCAGCUUCUGCCUUCUGGAAGAAGGUAUAGGGUUAUAAAUACCAGGACUAGCCGCCUGAGAAACAGUUUCUACGCAAAUGCAAUUCUGGUUCUAAACGCAGCAUAAGUCUCUAUAGUAUAUUGUAUUUUAAAAUGGGGUUUCAGAGUUUUUAGGGGUUUUUGAAUGUUUUAUGUAGAUUUUCAAUUUCAUUGUUCUGUAUGGGACAAUGACAAUAAAGAUAUCGUAUAAACCACUGGGCGGAACAAGCCUAUGAGGGUGAGGAGGGAGAAUCUGUGGUGGAAGAUAUCACCCAGUCCAAAGCCAUAUGGGGCUCUUGACAACAGAGCAAAAUAAGUGUCCUUUAAUUUCCUCCUUCCCACUGUCCCUUGCCACUUAGUCAUUUUCAUAUUUUAAAAAAUGUUUCCCUCCCAUUGGUUCUAAAACAUGGGGAAAUUAGACAACAUUCUUUUAGAAAAGUUUGCUAGUGCUUAGAAUUUUGAGAUAUAUAUUGUUUCAGAUGAAGAAUCUCAGCUAAGCAACCAGUCACCUAGUUAUUCUCCAAACCGAACAGAGAGCUAUGCCACUACUACAUCUGCUGAGGUAAAGUGAGGCAAAUAUUGCCAUAACUGAGUUUACACAAGCUUAUCCAAGUGUCUGGGAAUAAGCAGGGGUGCCAAUGGUUUUUGUUUUGUUUUGUUUUUUACCCCAGUACAAUGUAUAUAUUUAUGAGCAGGGUUGAAUGCAGCAGGUCACAUAAACACCAAAAACCAUUCCUAUAUGACAUUAACUAUAAUGAUGAUUCCCUGGACCCAGACGUGCACAAUUAAACUGACAAUUCUGUUUCAACAGUCUGAAGAGGAAGAGCAGGAUGGAAGAGCAUUGUCUUACUUUGAGAACUCUUUUGCAAGAAAUGAUGGCAAUCCACUUCCACUUUCAGGAAAUCAAAAGCUGCAGUGCAGUUGCCAGUCAAUGGCCAUGUAUUCCAUUUUCCUCGACAAGAAAACAACUGACAUUCACCCCCAGGCAAAACCAGCCAGGCCCCUGAAGAAAGAUAUGUUGCACAGAGCUCAAACACACAGAUCGUGUGAAAAUAAACAUGCUAAUUUCAAGGCGCAGCUCAACGCUUGGUCGCAAACAGAGACCCGUGCUGAAGAAGUAGAAAAAUCUGACGCAGCCGUGCAAUGCAAUAUAAUGCAGGCUUGCAGCUGUAAUAACGUGCCAUCCUCUGUCCAUAGUGCUGAAAUCACCACUUCCGCCAGCAAGGUAGAGACCACUGGAGGGCAGAACAUUCCUGCAGAUGAAAGCUGAAGCGCUGCUCUGAGAAGCACCCAUUCGUUGAGAGUUAAGAGUUUGUCUCUUGAAACAGUACAUGGCAAAAUAAACUUAGGCAUUCUGGAUUACAGUAAUAAAGGGGAGGCGUGUGAUUAAAUAAAGAAGUCAUAUCAAAUCAAUCUAUAUGCUUAUUAGCUGUUUAAUAAAUAUGGGUGUUUUGACCAAUUUAUUCUUUUUAAAGAAUGUGGACACACAUAUUUGUCCUGCUCAGACACAGUUAAAUCCCUUGGCCAUGAUCAAACAUAGGGUUAAAUGUAUACUACAGUGAUUGUAACAGGCUUAAGCAUGGUUAAUUUAGUGUUAAUUGGAGCCAGUUUAAAUAAGGUGUGUUGCGUUGGGUGGCGACCUCUUUUGCACAGCUGUUUGCUCCUCCCCCCCCCCAAAAAAAUCAGUAUAUCCUUCUGUAGUAUACACAACUGAUAAGAACACAUUAUGGUAAAAGAAAUGUCUGUCUGUUCUCAUUCUGCCUUUUUCUUCUCAAAGGCAAUGGACCAAUUCAGAGGUAACAAGUUGCUUGGACAAACCAUGGUUUGUUGGUAGAUGAACAAGCUUGAACAAGCCCUCCUCUACCCCAUCCCUCAACCUCCUCCAUGUGUGCUCAGCUGCAGAAAAAAACUUACAGGUUUCUUAAACCAUAUUUGCCUGUGAUCUCCAAACUGGAGAACUGCGGUUUAAGCACUGACUACAACCAGAAUUAGUUUGCAGUGCUGGUUGGGGGGCAGCACUUAAAACACAGUUUCUGGGUUUAUAUUCAAAAACUGUGGUUUAUAAAACUGGGUUUCCUCUGUAGCUGACUGUGCAAAAGGAAGAGGAAUGGAAAGCGACAGGAUAGGGCAAGCUUGUUGCUUCUUCAUGUGCCAAGAAAACUGGUGGCUUGGAAAAGGCCCCUUACAUCUGAAUAGGAUCGUGGAAAAGGGAGUCUUUAUAUAGAACCAAUUGUUUCCACCUCUGUUGUCAACACACAAAAUACUCUUUUCAUUAUCUGCAUUAGAAAUUGCUGAACAGGAACAUAGAAAUUCAUUGUGCAAUUAGAACUGUUAACCAAAGUUACUUCAUUGUAAUCUGCUAUUGCAUAAACAUUAUGAAUGGUAGUAUAUAAAAUAAAAAACAUAUUCCAAAACAUCAUUUCUC